AUGUCAACGGUUUCUGAAUUAUCCUGCACCAACUCCACCAGACCAAAUUCAAGAUUUAGAUCCCAGAAUAUCGACAAUGUUUUGAGCAGUUUGAUCCUUGUUGACCAGAAAAGGAGAUUGGUUCAGAUUUUCCAGGAGCCUGUGAGGAGGCAAUGGAAUAGAUGGGAGCUAAGAGGAUUGGUACUCCUCAGCCUUGCACUGCAAAUAUCACUAAUCUACAGUGGUAACCGGAGAAAGUAUAUUGCCAAGAAAAGGAUCAGAGCUUUUAUUUGGUGUGCUUACUUGUUGGCAGAUUGGGUAGCCACGGUUGCCCUUGGCCUCCUGGUUGACCGGCAAGGGAGUUCCUACAAUUCUGGUCAAAUUAGCAACACCCCGUAUGGAGAUCUAAGGCUGAUGGCAUUCUGGGCUCCGUUUCUGAUACUUCACCUCGGUGGCCCGGACACCAUUACUGCUUAUGCUUUAGCCGAUAAUGAAUUAUGGUUAAGACACUUGCUUGGGCUUCUCGUCCAAACAGCCGCAGCUGUCUACAUCACUCUUCUAUCAUGGGACGACACUCUUCUCUCAUUCCUCACCAUUCCUAUGCUUCUGUGUGGGAUCAUCAAGUAUGGUGAGAGAACAUGGGUUCUCAUGUCUGCUGACCGGAAGAAUCUUCAGGAUUCCUUUCUAGGGGCUAGGCAUACAGGGGUCAAUUAUGCGAGGUUCAUGGAGGAGUUCAACUUAAGAGAAGCCGAGGGGUACUAUGUUACAGCUACUCAAAUGGAAGAGGGGAGCUCACCUCCAGAUUAUCUCAAAUACGUGACAGGUACUACUUCAUCCAUUUCUAAUCGUGAUGCAAGCAUAUUGCGCACAGCAGAUUACUUCUUUGAGACGCUCAAGUUCAAGCGGCUCCUUGUGGAUCUCGUCCUCAGCUUCCACGAACGAGAUGUGAGUCGAUCUUUCUUCCAGAGACAAGACUAUGCAACCGCGUUUCAGGUGAUUGAAUUUGAGCUUGGUUUUGCCUAUGAUGUCUUCUACACAAAAGCACCUAUCUUAUAUACUCCGUUCGGUUUGUUUUCCCGUCUCUUCACUUCCUUCACCACCCUCUCUGUGCUGGUGACUUUCUUUGUAUCCGUAAUAGGUGCGAGAUCACAUAAACAUGUAUUUCUUGAUGUGGUGAUUACUUGCAUUUUGCUAAUAGGUUCUAUUUUUCGAGAAUCAUACGCAGCCAUAUCUUCACUUACCUCUGACUGGGCAAUUAUAUGGUUCAGUCAACAUCCUUCUAAUAUUCCUAUGUUUUGCCACUCAGUCAUGUCACUCCAAUCUGCACAGAAAGAAAAAAGAUGGUCACACUCUAUGUAUCAAUACAGCUUGUUAGAUUUUUGCCUCACUCAGAAAUCCUCAGCAUUUUACAAAAUCUCGAAGUUCAUCCCUUUGGGUAAAAUGCUCAAGAAUUUAUGGGUUAAAUACUGGGUGAGUUUUCGCCAUCCGAAACAUCUCAAGAUAUCACCCAAGCUGGCAUCUUUUAUUUUUGAGCACUUGCUUGAAAAUUCUACGGACCCAGAAUUGGAUCUUAAGAUCUUGUCCACCUGCCCAGGGGCAGUUGCUCUAAAUACCCACAAAAAUUAUGGCAACUUAAAAUGGGCAGUUGAAGUGGAGUUCGACCAUAGCAUUCUCAUUUGGCAUAUUGCAACUCAUCUCUGUUAUGAGCGGGAAGAAAGUAAGAACUCGAAUUGUAAUGAAAUCAAACACGAAUGGGUGGAUCACAUGCUACACAGCAAGCAAUUAGCGGAUUACAUGUUAUAUCUGUUGGUCAAGUGUCCUUUCAUGUUACCCAAUGGAAUUGGAAUGGUUAGAUUCCAAGACACCUGUAUUCAGGCCCUGGCUUUUUUUGAUGAGAAACGUUGUGCAAGUAAACUUGAGGCGUACAGAAUGUUAGGACAAGUGAGCACCAAAUAUUUUCCUGGGACACUGAAGGUGGAUGAUAUGAGUGAAUCAGUACUGUUUAAGACUUGCAACCUUGCAGCUAAAUUGAACAGUAUGAAUGAUCCUGAAAAGAUGUGGAAGAUGGUGAGUGAUGUGUGGGUGGAGCUUCUUGGGUAUGCAGCAGGUCAGUGCAAUGGAUUUGACCAUGCUCAACAGCUUCACAAGGGUGGAGAGCUUCUCACUCAUGUAUGGCUUUUGAUGGCACAUCUUGGCCUCACCAAACACUUCAAGCUAGAAAGUCAUGGAAGAGCUAAGUUGAGGAAUACCUAA
This is a messenger RNA of Cynara cardunculus var. scolymus (artichoke), 2232 nucleotides long. RefSeq lists its product as uncharacterized. Lineage: Eukaryota; Viridiplantae; Streptophyta; Magnoliopsida; Asterales; Asteraceae. The transcript has 3 exons. Bases 1 to 2232 code for a protein of 743 amino acids. The record is from RefSeq and is a predicted model, not a curated record.